Chelonoidis abingdonii (Abingdon island giant tortoise) is the source of this 3728-nucleotide messenger RNA. It is a transcript of the gene MRPL35, whose product is annotated as mitochondrial ribosomal protein L35. Gene Ontology annotation, molecular function: structural constituent of ribosome. The record is from RefSeq and is a predicted model, not a curated record. Gene Ontology annotation, biological process: translation. Gene Ontology annotation, cellular component: mitochondrion; ribosome. Lineage: Eukaryota; Metazoa; Chordata; Testudines; Testudinidae.
CAGCCCGUCUCAGGCCCCACCCCCUGCGCGGCAUGUCCCUCGCUGCCUACCGUAGGCAGUCUGCGCGGCUGGCAAGAUGGCGGCAGUCGGCGUUAUGAGGAGGGUGUCGGGGAUUUUAAGACCUCUAAAUUUUCUGGUCCCUUUGGCCUACAACACCUCCUGCAACAUCCGUCUCAUUUCUGGACUCUCUAUACAGUGUUUCAACCGGGUGCAGGCACCAUUAGCUUCCUCUGUUACGAAACCUUUGCUGUCUGUUAGUGAUUUGUCCUGUGGGUGUCCUCUCUCCAUCUUUAACAGUGUAACACCCUUACUGCCACAUAUCCUUCAGCAGCCAGUGAGGACUCUCACAUAUUAUAGCCUGCAAAAAGGAAAGAGGAAAUCUGUAAAAUCUGUGGUCUAUAGAUUUCUCCGACUGCACUGUGGCCUUUGGUUAAGGAAAAAAGCUGGUUACAAGAAAAAAUUAUGGAAAAAGUCUAUUCCCCAGAAAAGACGCUUGAGGGAACAAGUGUUUUGCAAUAAAACACAAAGUAAACUCCUUGAUAAAAUGACCACUUCCUUCUGGAAGAGAAGAAACUGGUAUGUUGAUGAUCCCUUCCAGAAGUAUCAUGAUCGCACAAACCUUCGACUGUAGAAAACCUGUCUCUUCUGUGUCUCAAUUCACACUUUUCUUUUUCCUCUUACUGCCCAAUACAUGUCAUUGUAUGUAGGCUGGGAUCUUUUUAUGCAUUUCCAAAGACAACUACAGUUUGUCAUUUUUCCACAUCUACAUGUAACAUGCAAAUAUACGGUCUGAUUUGAAUUAUUGGUACCAACACCCAAAAUAAACUAAUUCCAGAUUGUGAAUGGAGUGUUGAAUCAUAGAUGGUUAUUGUAUUUCACUUCACUAAAGUGGAGAGGGGCAAGGGGAAAAGGUAAGAAAUUUUGAUUCAGCUAAAUAUUCUGAAUUCCCUGUGAGAUUCUUGCAAUAGGUUAUAAACAAUGUAUGUAAUUGAACAUCUAAGCUAAAUUUUAAGAAUGAAUAUUAAAAUGGGAAUGUUUAAAGCGGUUUGAAAAAUACAAAUAAUAUAGACUGGAUAUUACUAAAGCAUCUGGAGUCCUGGUCCAUGACUGGGGCUCCUACUGGGCAAGGCCCUGUACAAACACCGAACAAAGAGACAGUUGCUGUCUCAGUGUCAGCCCCAUUCAUUCAAGGCGAUCAUUUUAAUAACACUGCCCAGUUUGAUACUGACAUAGCUUCUCCACUGGAAAACACUGAAAAUUAGUGCUCUGAAUGUUGGUCAGAGGAUAAUUAAAGUGAUUAAAACAAAUGUUAAAUUAGAGAACUUCCCUUACUUUCAGAGUGGUUGUAUCUAAUUUUCAUUCCUUUCUUGUUAAUUGUGAAUAACUGCCUGCUUGUUAAUUCUCUUUUAAAUUCUGCCUCUGUUUCAUAUAAAAGGGUCGUGUGUACCAAAAUGUGUAGUGUAAAGCAAUGUACGAUUUUAGUUUUACACUCCUAGGUCAGGAUGAUAUGCUUGCUUCUGCUUUUACCAAGGCCCAGUGCCUUGUGUUCUUUAAAACUUGGCAGCCUAUAGACAAUGUGAUAACGGUAGUUUCAAACUGUUCCAUUCUCUUUACUGUAGCUGCUGUCAAUCAGUUCCAUUAUCUCUUCUUUAAUAAGACAAGGCUUACUUUAUAAUAAAGCUAUGGUAGUCCAAUGAAUUCACUGGUAACAGGUUCAGUAGCUGUAUUUUUUCCAAUUGGUAAUACAGAAAGGAGUUCUGAAGGACAUGUAGCAUUUGGUGAAUACAUCUAAAUACGUUUAACACGAAUUACGACAAAUAAUGCAGUAAUAAAAGUAACAAGUAUUCUGGCCUGCCAGAUCCAUUAACAGACUAAAGAUGUUUGCUUCUUUGUUAUUUUAAAGAAAAGAUUAAGACUUUAUUCAAGAUGUGUAUCAAGCAUAACAAAACCAGCAAAACUCCAACCUUUGGAAUACUGUUGCAAUGUCCAUCCUUAUGAGGCUUUAAGUGUACUAUCCUAUCACAAAUCUUUUCUACUGAUCAUGAGAAAGAAACCUCUUAAGUGCACAGUUAUGAUCCUUAAAUAUGUUUGUAUAAGUGUGAAUCUCAAAAGUAAGCAUAGUGUUCUUUACAAUUUCAGAUACGUGCUAGGUGCAAAACAGGUACCCAAAACAAACAGCAAAAAAAAAAAGACUUAAGCAUUCUGUCACAAAUAUAUAGAUAUCGAUACUACAUGAGAACACGGUUAUUUCACAGAGCACGGUCAAAGAAGCAGGCUGUUUACAUGAUGCCAGGGAGCACCACAUCCCUCUAGUAAGCCUUUCCUUCUUAUAUUUUAAUCACAAGGUAAUUUCUCCCCUUGUUGUUAGAAAUAGAAGGCCUGGUUCUCCUCUUCCUUACACCAGGUUUACUCUUGUAUAAUUCCCUUGGCUUCUGGGCAAUUACUCCCAAUUUACACUAAGGUAAGUGGAGCCUUGGCUGUAGUUGGAAAUAGCCCUGCUUCAACAAUCCUUGUAGCUGCACUGGUGUAGAUAGUUACGUUUAGACAAGGAUGCAUAAGGGUUUGCAGUGAGUUGCUCAAAGUUUACCCCAUUCAUAAUUAAGGUAAAUCCUGUGUAAACCUGCAGGCUAAUUCACUGGCCCAGGCACCAAAGAACAUUCUCUAGCCCCAGGAUUUCUGUCCCCUUCUCUUCAAGGCUUUAGUUUUAUUUCUUCAGAAUAACACAUUCAACAUAGCAUUGCCUGAGCUGGGGUCUUUUGCAGGGGGCUAACUACUCCAUAUGGGUUUGCAACCACCUGAGUCAUUUAUACUGGGUUCUUUCCCCAGAACUGAAAACUGAUGCUGGAGGGGGCCUUGCCCCAAACCUGGGCUCUUGUUAUUGAUGAGAACCAGAUUAUCUUCAGGCUACCCACUCCUUGAUCUUACUGCUUCAGCUGGGUGGCAACUGAUUAAGGGGAAUGGGGCCCUGCCCCUCCUCUGACUAAAGGGCCACCUAGCAUGUGAUAUUCUAAUUAGUUUAAUUGACACACACUCAGGUUUGCCUUUGUCUACUGCUAGGGGGUCAGCCUAUGUGUAGCAACGCCAAUUGUUGAACUGAGGUUAUUUCCAAGGGGAGAUAGUGCCUGAGAGAAGAGUCAGGACCACAGAACAUAGAGCUGAUAUCGAUUCCAAAUAAACAUGUAUCUGAACAUUAAAAUGACAGACCUUUAGAGAAGCAUUUGUAAACAGCCUGUGUCUGUAAUACACUGAAUUCAAAGCAAGUGAUUGUUCUAGCCUGUGUACAGAACACUAUACUACUAAGUGUACAUGUUUAGGCAUUCACAUUUCUUGUCAGUCUGUACACAAAUACACAGCUCAGUUGAAAACACGUUUUUGCCAGUGAUAUGAAAAGAUUGUUUUCAGUGAAUGUCUUCAAGAGAUAAGGCAACUCCCUUGUCAACAGUUCCACCUCAGCAUUUAAGAAAAUCGAAACAGUCAAGUUUACAGUAAAACAGCAGAUCACACAUUUAAUAACUUUAGUGAGGAUGAAUGUUAAUACAGUGUGUAUGAGUAGAAUGUUAAUACACUGUGUAUGAGUAGAAUUCCUCAAACAUUAUGCAGGUAUAUAUUUUUAUUUUUGGCAUAAUUUGAGUGCAAACGUGUCAGCUUUUGUUUUAUGGCACCUUAUUGGGGAGCACUGAAAAUGAAGCUUGCUGCAACAACUCACACUUCAAACAAAGUUCCUAUUU